Messenger RNA from Brassica napus (rape), 405 nucleotides. RefSeq lists its product as uncharacterized. NCBI's taxonomy places the organism in Eukaryota, Viridiplantae, Streptophyta, Magnoliopsida, Brassicales, Brassicaceae. The transcript is spliced from 2 exons. The record is from RefSeq and is a predicted model, not a curated record. Bases 1 to 405 code for a protein of 134 amino acids.
AUGGAGCUCUGGAAACGGUGCCGCGUGGAGGAAACCGGACAACAGUUGUCAGAGAUAGUCCUCCUCCAUAUCUCAACACCAAUUGCUUCCCAGGCUGAACAAGUUAGCUUUCUUCCAUACCCUCGCCUUCGAAGUUCUGGGAUUAAUUGGUUGGCUACUAUCAAAAUUACACCUUGUGGACGAAUUGUUGCUGGAGAAGAACCACCAUUGCAAGAAGAAGAUGCUAUUAAUGAAGUUGAGGUUCCUGAUCAACAACUUGAUGAAAAUCUUCUGAUCGACCCAAAUAACCAUCAAUAUGAAGAUCUUCCCGAAGAUGCGACAGAUGAAGCACGUGAAGACGAGUUCGAUUGUAGUGACGACGAUGACUGUUCAGAUGUUGAUGAGAACUCAAACGAUUCAGAAUGA